AGGCCAUGAGGGUGUUGGUGCGGCGUUGCUGCGGGCACCUGCCAGCGAGUGGGGGCGCGGGCCGGAGGCUGGGCCCUCAUUGGCGAGCGGUGGCCGGGCUCGGCUGGUGCCCUAGCGGGGAGGACGGCCGGGGCGCCCGAGUCCGCGAGAAGCCGCCCUGGCGGGUGCUCUUCUUCGGCACAGACCGGUUCGCCCGCGAGGCGCUGCGGGCGCUGCACGCCGCCAGGGAAAACAAAGAGGAAGAGUUAAUAGAAAAAUUGGAGGUGGUCACAGUGCCCUCCCCGUCACCCAAAGGACUGCCAGUGAAGCAAUACGCUGUCCAGUCUCAGCUUCCAGUGUAUGAGUGGCCGGAUGUGGGAUCUGGAGAAUAUGAUGUUGGAGUGGUAGCUUCAUUUGGCCGACUUUUGAGUGAGGCUCUUAUUCUUAAGUUUCCCUAUGGCAUAUUGAAUGUCCAUCCCAGUUGCCUCCCGAGGUGGCGUGGUCCAGCCCCUAUAAUCCAUACUGUGCUUCACGGAGACACAGUUACUGGAGUAACGAUUAUGCAAAUCAGACCUAAAAGGUUUGAUGUAGGUCCAAUUCUCAAACAGGAAACAGUUCCUGUGCCACCCAAGAGCACCGCAAAGGAAUUGGAAGCAGUGCUGUCAAGACUGGGUGCCAACAUGGUACAGUUCUCCAAUGUUCUACUGUUUUUUAUUCAUUUACUUAUUUCAGUUUUGAAAAAUUUGCCUGAAAGUUUGAACAAUGGAAGGCAGCAGCCAACUGAGGGGGUGACACAUGCCCCUAAGAUUUCUGCUGGUACCAGCUGUAUAAAAUGGGAGGAACAAACUUCAGAGCAAAUAUUCAGACUUUAUCGUGCCAUCGGAAAUAUAAUUCCGUUGCAGACGCUCUGGAUGGAUAAUACCAUUAAACUUCUGGAUUUGGUAGAAGUUAAUAGUUCAGUCCUCACUGAUCCAAAAUUAACAGGACAGGCUGUUACUCCAGGAUCAGUAAUAUACCACAAACACUCACAAAUACUGCUGGUCUGUUGUAAGAAUGGCUGGAUUGGUGUUCAAUCAGUGAUGCUCAAGAAAACACUAACAGCUACUGAUUUCUACAAUGGAUAUUUGCAUCCCUGGUACCAGAAAAAUUCCCAAGCUCAACCAAGCCAGUGCAGAUUUCAGACUCUCAGACUUCCAAGAAAGCAGCAGAAAAAAAAAAUUGUUGCUAUGCAACAGUGCAUUAAAUAGUUAGGAAAAAAAUGGACAAGAACCUACUACAUAUUUGUAAUUUAUUAAAAGCCUUAUUUACCAGGAUUACCUUGACUUUCAAAGAAGAUGACACUGUUGGACGAAGUGAAGAUUAUUGUCAAAAAGAUGAAUUACCUCACUUUCCAUUUUUUUGUUUAACAGUAGCUAAAAACAGCUUUUUCUAUUUGAAUAACAAAAGAAGCUUUAAAUAAAA
Messenger RNA from Ceratotherium simum simum (southern white rhinoceros), 1440 nucleotides. Lineage: Eukaryota; Metazoa; Chordata; Mammalia; Perissodactyla; Rhinocerotidae. The record is from RefSeq and is a predicted model, not a curated record.